UUGAUGUUCAUUUCUUUGUUGAUUUUCGAUGUUUGAAUGCAGGAAAGUCGCAAUCAUGGAUGAAUGGUCAGGGCCUAGGGUAAGCUGAUUCCUUCGUUCGCCUCACAGAAUCUAUAAGCUGCAUCAUACCCUUGCAAUCACCUACCAAACUCGACAGCGCCCUUUUUUGCAGACCUGAUGCUUUAAAGCAGCGUAACAAAGAUCUCUCACCAAUAUAUGUUUAUGGAGCAUCCUCAACAUCAUUCUACGCCAAAAUUUACCUCGUUUUCUCUUGAAAUUUUAAUCCCGCUUUAAAUUUUCCAUCGCCGCUCUUUCAAAACUUCGAUAUCAUCCGCCCUUUUCGACGCCUUGCAUACAAGAUGAACGGCAGCUACGACCUAUCACCCGAAGAUAUCACUGCCGAAUCCUGGCAAGAAUUCGUUGAUUGGGAUGCCGCGAAUCCAGUUGACAUGGGCACAGAGUGAGUGGCUUAAAAAAAAUGCUAACUCAUAGAAAAAGGGCUGUGUCGAGUGCUUCCGAUUUCGUCCUAGCACUUGACGUGUCAGAAGAAAAUGCUCGCUUGACGCACUGUAUACUCCAAUGUGGUUACGGAGCCGGGUUCACAUACCCCAAUACAACCUGCGCUACUUGCUCAUCAGAACUUGACACAUUGGAACUUACACUUUAUACAAAAAGCCAGGGAAUCUUUUGUACUAAAAGCAAGGCCUGCGAUCAUCCGCCACUAUCCUGUGUACAAGGCUGUGGGUUGAACUUUCGUACAUUGAAAGAUCUCCAGAUUCAUUGCGAAGAUACCAAUCAUAAAGCUCUUCGAUGCCCUUUCCCAAGCUGCUAUGUUGCAUUGAGUGGAUUUAACCAAGGUAAAGAUCAUCUGGAAAUAUUCCACGGACCCAUAAAACUCGCAUGCCACCAGUGUGGAGAACUUUCUGGCUGUGUGACACAGCUUGACGAUCAUGCCGGUGGAAGCGGACAUUCUGCCUAUAUUUGUCGAUAUCCUGAUUGCGAGUCGACAGCCGGGAGAAUUAGUGAUUUGAUUCGGCACCAAGCAUGUCACAAGAAUGAUGUUCCCUGUCAUCCAUGCCCCCAUUGUUCUACAUAUCGAGGCAAUGACGGGUUCAAGAGGAAGGACCACCUCAGACAGCACAUCAGAAAUUAUCACAAGAUUGAGACCAACUAUACUGGCAACAUAUAUGGGUCUCCAUUUCUCUGCAAACAUGCCAAUUGUCAGGACUAUGGUAUGCCGAAGAGUCAAAAUCUUAGAUCUCUCGACGAUCUCACCCAGCACAUGCUGGUCGAGCACAACUCCUCUGCAUUUAUCUGCGAUAAAAUGUCCUGCGAUCGAGUAGGACUGAACGGUUUCGACACGAAGAAGCUUCUUCAAGAUCAUAUCAAGAAGGAUCACCCCUCACCAUUUCAGUGCACUCACCCGGGAUGUGAUCGGGUCGGUUCCAAAGGCUGGCUUCGAGAGAAGGACCAGAAGAAGCAUAUGUUGCAAAAGCAUGGGAUCAGUGUCUGAAUGUGAUGACGAGGGAAUUGGCUCGAUAUUCUUCUCAUCAACACCACUCGCAUAUCGACGGCUGUCUGGAAAAAAUUGAUUUUGAUUUUCGUUUUUGUCCUGUUGUCCGAUUUGUUGCUCACUUGAGUCUCUCUUUGAUGUCUCAUAUCAUGUCUAUUUUAUUACAUUUGAACUUGCGUAACUUUUUCAAUAAAACAAUGCACAAAAACAGAGGAGGGAUUUCUGACUAAGGAAGGAGGGAGAAGGACAGGGAAAUUUGAAGUGUUUUUCUUAUUGUAUUUCCUCGUGCUCUUUGUCUUUUUUCUUUUGUACGGCUCUAUUAUUUUACAUUGUCUUUUGCCGUUGAAUUAUGGCCUGAUAGAUAGAAUACAAUGACCUUUACAAUUAC
This is a messenger RNA of Botrytis byssoidea, 1901 nucleotides long. RefSeq lists its product as uncharacterized. Gene Ontology annotation, biological process: regulation of transcription by RNA polymerase II. The record is from RefSeq and is a predicted model, not a curated record. Gene Ontology annotation, cellular component: nucleus. Lineage: Eukaryota; Fungi; Ascomycota; Leotiomycetes; Helotiales; Sclerotiniaceae. The coding region runs from base 479 to 1513 and encodes 344 amino acids. The transcript is spliced from 3 exons.